AAAUCGUUUCAGCAUCGACGUGCAUCAGGAAGUGAAACAAACAUGGCUGUCUCGGUGAACAAAGGACUCAACACCGUGGUGUUUCUUCUGUAUUCAUUGAUAUCAGGUUUGUUUGCUUUGUUACGCUUAUGUGACUUAGGGUUUCUAGUCCCAUGCGUUGAGUAUAACAUGCGUUCAUACUUACAUAUAUUAUAACACUUACUAGAAAAAAUAAACAAUGACAGCGGGCAAUGAGUGAACUUCCCAUCUACUAAAGUCUGUAAAAGUUAUUUGACAAAACAUGCCUUCAAGUAACGCACUUAAUCAAAACGCAGCAAUCAUUAGCACCAUUUUGGGGGGAUUUCAUUUUUUCCUGUCUAUUCAACACAUUGUUACAGAAAUACACAGUAUAUCUAAAUAUCCAGAGAACUAUUAUUUGUGGAUAAAUAAAUGGAUAUUUCAAUGGUAUAGGUCCCUCAUGUUUUUCGGUAGUGUCUCGUGCAUAGGUGUGUUGAUAUGUUGUAGCUUGACCUACAUGCAAACACCUACAGAAUAAACGUGUUAACUUGAUCUGAGCUCUCUAGGAGUUGAGGAAUCUGUUAAAAUGUCGCCCCAUCAAGUGUGAUGAAUAGCGUUCAUUCGAUUCGAAGUACACGAAAACAUUCAAAUUAUUUUCCCUCUUCAAUAUUAAUAAGUAAAAAUAUGAUCUUAUGCUUGUCUAGGUUGUGUUGGUGGUGAGAGCUGCUAUGACUUUACGACUUUCACCUACAACUAUUGUGCUGGUGAAUGUUGCUCUUAUGACAGAAGCCAGUGCUGCUCUGUCAGAGUCAAGUAAGUGCAGGGUUGAACACUAAACAGGGAACUAAUGUUAGCGAUACAUGUUCCUCUGCUUGUGAAGUUUGUGUGUCAUCUGUUUCAUUUCUUUGGGUCAUCUGCCCAUGUCAUCUAUUUGUGUCAUCUGUUUAUGUUAUAUGUCCAUUUCAUCUGCCUAUGUCAGCUGUCCGACCCAUAUUUCCAUGUCACUUGGCUGUGUCAUCUGCCUGUGUCACCUGUCUGUAUCAUCUGCCUGUUUCACCUGUCCAUGUCACCUGUCUUUGUCGCCUGUCCAUGUCACCUAUCUGCAUCAUCUGUCUUUGUCGCCUGCCCAUGUCAUCUGCCUGUGCCACCUAUCAAUGUCACCUGCCUGACUCAUCUGUCAGUGUCAUCUGCCUGUGUCACCUGCCCAUGUCACCUGUCUGUGUUAUCUGCCUAUGUCAUCUGCCCAUGUCAUCUGCCUGUGUUACCUGUCCAUGUCACCUGUCCGUGUUAUCUGUCUGUGUCAUCUGCAAAUAUAAUCUGCCUGUGUCACCUGCCCAUGUCAUCUGCCUGUGUUAUCUGUCUGUGUCACCUGCCCAUGUCAUCUGCUUGUUUCAUCUGUCCAUGUCAUCUGUGUCACCUGCCCAUGUCACCUGCCCAUGUCAUCUGCCUGUGUCAUCUGACAUGAGAAAGGUGAAAAUGUCAAUGUAAUCACGGCCAGUGUUUAAUGUUGCUAGGAUUGUUGAAACAAGGGACAUCAUCACUUGGAAAAAACAAAUUGAAUAAUCAUGUUGGUAACACUGUCACAGGUGUCAGAGUCAUAUGACAUGGACAGAUGUCAAGUCAUAUGACAUGGACAUGUGUCACAGUCAUAUGAUAUGGACAGGUGACACAGUCAUAUGACAUGGCCAGGUGACAGUCAUAUGACAUGGGCAGGUAUCACAGUCAUAUGACAUGGACAGGUGUCACAGACAUAUGACAUGGACAGGUGACACAGUCAUAUGACUUGGGCAGGUGACACAGUCAUAUGACAUGGACAGAUGACACAGUCAUAUGACAUGGACAAGUGACACAGUCAUAUGACAUGGACAGGUGACACAGUCAUAUGACAUGGACAGGUGUCACAGUCUCGAGAUCACAGAUAAUUGUAUUGCUUUUUGUAAAUCAUUUUAAGUUUUAGUUCUUUCGUAGUGACCUGUUCUGAUUAAAAUUGUAGUAUUCCACUACAUUCCUAAUGGAAACACAUCACAUUUUACACACCCUGUCAAUGAUAUAAUAUUUUUUUUUAACCAUUUUGUGAAAUCAAUGUAUGUUUCAGCAUUGGACUAGUAACAGGGCUUUCUAUAGGAGGCAUCAUCCUAGUGGUCAUCAUAGCUGUGUCUGCCUGUAUUUGUCGCAGGCGCUACUACAGCGGUGUCAUUGUCCACACCCAGCCUGCUCAACCAUCAGUUGUUGUGGCACAGAGUGAGUCUCUUUCUUUACAAGUUACUGGCAAAACUAAAUUAUUUAAAUUUAAAUUUGAGAUCUACAUAAUUAUUUUUUAAAGCUUUCAUCAUAUAUAUUUUUAAAUGGUUUCAUUAAAUACAAAGGCUGAAUUAAAAUUGUCAGUCUCCCCAAGCAGGCUGAAUUAAAAUUCUAUGCUACAAAAAAAAAUUAAAUUAAAGGAUAAAAUUUAAAUAUCAACUAUGUAUUUUUCUUUUACAUUUCUCAGGUACAACAACCAAUCAAAGUGGUAUGAUGGCAACAGGGGGCUACCAGCCCGGAUACAAUCCCCAGCCUUAUGGAGCUUAUCCGCAAUAUCCUCAGGGAUAUCCUGCUGCUGGCUAUGCACAAGGACCUCCAAGUUAUGAUGCUGCCAGUCACAGGGAGGGUGGCAGAGUCAAUCCAGGCUACAAAGGCUGAAGUCAUUUUGACUUGGUGCAAUCAACUUGAUAUUUUUUCAUAAGUUUCCAUUGAACACUUUUCCUCCAUCUUUACUUUUUUUUACUUUAUAGAAACUAAAAUACUUGAAAAAACUCUUUUAAUCAAAUAAAUAUGUUUUAAAAUAUGUUUAUAUAUAUCAAUUUGGUUUUAAGGGCUCUAAUUUGGAUUCAUUUACGACAAUGAUAUGUAUUUAACAUAAGCACAAUUUUUUUUGUAAUUUUCAUUUAAAUGAUAUUAUACCAUUACGGCUAUUCUGUAAGAAAUAAAAUAGCUUUUAUCAAAUGUUAUAUUUAAUGGUGGGAUUUUGAAAUAUAUUUUUUUUUUACCCACUUGCAUAUGAGAAAAGAACUUUUCCUCCCUUACAUAACUCUGCCAUGGGUUUUUCAAGAAGUUACAAAGAUUUCUUUACCUGGGCUAAUAUAUUAUAAAAAUAAGUCAUUUGGAAGUUUGCUUUUAUUUAACUUUAUUUCUCUCUGCAAUGUUGAAGUUACAAAGAUUGUUUUACUUGGGCUAAGAUAUUAUAAAAAUAAGUCAUUUGGAAGUUUGCUUUUAUUUAACUUUGUCUCUCUCUGCAAUGUUGAAGUUACAAAGAUUGUUUUACUUGGGCUAAGAUAUUAUAAAAAUAAGUCAUUUGGAAGUUUGCUUUUAUUUAACUUUGUCUCUCUCUGCAAUGUUGAAGUUACAAAGAUUGUUUUACUUGGGCUAAGAUAUUAUAAAAAUAAGUCAUUUGGAAGUUUGCUUUUAUUUAACUUUGUUUCUCUCUGCAAUGUUGAAGUUACAAAGAUUGUUUUACUUGGGCUAAGAUAUUAUAAAAAUAAGUCAUUUGGAAGUUUGCUUUUAUUUAACUUUGUCUCUCUCUGCAAUGUUGAAGUUACAAAGAUUGUUUUACUUGGGCUAAGAUAUUAUAAAAAUAAGUCAUUUGGAAGUUUGCUUUUAUUUAACUUUGUCUCUCUCUGCAAUGUUGAAGUUACAAAGAUUGUUUUACUUGGGCUAAGAUAUUAUAAAAAUAAGUCAUUUGGAAGUUUGCUUUUAUUUAACUUUGUUUCUCUCUGCAAUGUUGAAGUUUCAAAGAUGAAUAAAAAAUACUAUAUAGAUAAAGAGAUAAUCUUUUUUUUUUUUUAGGUGUAAUGGAACUAAAUGGGAACAGCUGGAACUAGUUGACAUUUAACAUUAAAAGUCAUUUCUCCUUAUUUUAGGGGUUUGAAACACCUGUAGACGACUGCUAUAAACAUUUUUUAUUGGAUACCAAUACACAACUUUAUAAUGCAGUCUGGCGCAUCAAAUAAAUGACAUUUAGAAAUGACCAAUUAAAAAAACUAUUAAAAAAUUACAUUUUGGGUUGUAUUUGAAAAUGCAAACAAACGCAUGCAUGCACAUAACUACUUAAAACUACUCAUACAUACAUACAUAUAUAUAUGUGUGUGUAUAACGUAUGUACAACUGGAGGUGACACAUUUUAAGGCCUAUACAAUAUAUUUACAUUUUUUUUAAAAUACUCCAACUAACCCUGACCCCCCCCCCAAGAAAAUCAUUGAUAUCAAGCAUUAUGGUAGGCCUACUCUUUUUAUUCUUCACUACAGCAAUGACCUUUGUACUCUUUGCAGUUUCAUAAUAAAAAGUCUAUGAGACCAAAUCUAUGCAAAUGAUAAAUAUGUGUCAAAAUACCUAAAUCUGUUUUAGCAUGACAUUGAAAGUAGCUUAUUAUGUUUUAUUUGAUCACAAUAUCAGAAAUACAUUUUAUCAUAUUU
Molecule: messenger RNA, 4445 nt
Organism: Lymnaea stagnalis (great pond snail)
Lineage: Eukaryota; Metazoa; Mollusca; Gastropoda; Lymnaeidae
Source: the annotation of a GenBank genome assembly